GUUCGCAGCUGUGUAGAAAACAUCGUAGAGAUGGUUGACACGGAUGAAGAAAACUUUGCUAUUUCCAGUUCCUCUGCUCCGGAUGCUGCUUUCGAUGCUGUCAUUGGCUGCAUAGAGGACAUCAUCAUGGAUGAGGAGUUUCAGCAGCUUCAGCAGAGUUUCAUGGAGGAGAACUACCUGGAAUUCGACAACUCUGAUGAGAACAAACUCAGCUACACACACAUCUUCAAAGAAUAUGUUGAUCGACUGGAGAAACACUUGGAGCAGCAGCUGACGGAGAGAAUCCCAGAGUUCAACAUGAACACUUUCAUAGAUCUGCUCAUGCAGCACAAAGACGAGGUGGCAGGAGACAUCUUUGACAUGCUGCUGACGUUCACAGAUUUCAUGGCGUUUAAGGAGAUGUUUCUGGAAUACAGAGCUGGGAAGGAGGGCCGAGGUCUGGACCUGAGUCAGGGACUGGUGGUCACACCUCUGAUCUCUUCAGGCUCCAAAUGCAGCAGUUCCACUGAAUCACAGUGACACUGGCACAAGUCACACAAGUCACACUAGUGCCAGUGUCAGUGCACACAAACACUUGAAUUGCCUCUCCCUACAUGUGUUAAUGUACAUUUUCUAUCCAUGAGCCUUCAGAAAAAGUUGUUCGCUUGAGGUCAGUUGUGUUUGUGGCUUUUAUUUUUUUAAUUUUUUGUUGGUGUCAAGCUUCAGGAUUCACUGAAGGUUUUGACUUUGUCCUACUCCCUAUCCAUUUCACUGGACAUAAAGACUGCUUGAAAUAUGCACAUUUACAAGUGAAGGACCAUCCUCUUAUUACCAUAAUUAAAAUUAAGCAUUUAUGAAUUAUGGGAAUAGGAUCCCAAAAUUCUGGUGCGUGUCCCUUGUACCAGUUUUAUGUGACAAAGGUCAACAGCUCUAUCAGUAAGUAAGGAAACCGUUUGAUAGGAUUGAAUUUUUGAAUCUGAUUUCUUGGCCUAAUUUGUUUUUUGUUUUUCAGAAAAAGAAUGUGGUAGAACCAAUGUUUUAUGAAGAUUUAAGUUAUUUAGUCACUCAUUGGACUGAGCUUUGUGCCUGUGAAAGUGAUUUGUAAUGCAUAUAGUGAUUUUGUGUGUGUGUGUGAGUAUUUGUGUGCAUGCAUGUGUGUGCACGUCUGCAUUUAGAAAUAAGAUCUACCUAGUUUUGAGUACAAUGUACAAAGUGUUUUCUACUUGUUUUAACAUGAACUGUGAGAUCUGUAUAUUUAUGUCACUGCUGAAAUAAUGUCAAUGUCACAUUUGUCAGUAAAAGUAUAUUUCCAAAUAAACAGGGGAAAGCCUGAAAUCACCAAGAGAUUUAUUAGAGCAGGUGCAAGGUUGAGUUGCACCAACCACAGAGUUUCACUAGUACCCUCCAUACAAAAAACACAACUCAAGUCGUAACGUACACUGCAACAGGAGUCGAGCGGUGUGUGAUAUAAAUCAGUAAAACAUGUUGCAUACUGUUUCCACAGCUCAGUGAAGCACUAGUGGAAUAAUGUUUGAAUCAUUGAAGGCGUUAUUAAUGUCUUCACAAUGUCAACGUCAGGAAACGUUUGGUCAAUAUAUUCAAUCUACAACCUCACAUACAUUCUUUUCAGUGGAGUUUUGGCCUUCGAUAAGUUUCUGUGUGAGGACAUGUCUAUAGUCUGGAGCUGCAUCAGAGGAAAUGAAAAUAAAUUUCAAUAACUAACCAGGAUUCUCUGCAGCACAGUUCAUUAAUCAGCCUCCACUGUCCUUUCAGUUUAUGAGAACAACAACAUACUCUGUAAACAAAAAGUACAAAACACACUUUCAAUAAUUCUGUUGCUUCGUGUUUCUUCUUGAUGGAUACGAACUCUGCUUUGGAGUGCACACAGGAAAUGUGUAAACUUAAAGUUUGUGGCUCAAGGUCUUGUUAACAGGGUGAUUGGAUCAUUUUCCUCCCUGUUUCAAUUUCAUGGUGCAAACUUUUUUGUGUCUCUGGCCAGUGUCGGAAUGUAACAAAGUACAUUUACUUUGUUAGUGUAUUAGUACAUUUUUCAUGUAUCUGUAUUUUGAGACAUUAUUUUCAGCUACUUUUAACUUUUACCCCACUAACCACAAAUUUUUCUGCUCAAAUACAUUUUUACAAAGCACUGCGUUACUCACACGUUCCUAAAAAUAAUCAAUAAUUACAGGAAAAUCUGUCAACUGAUCCAAUCAUUGUGCA
Paralichthys olivaceus (Japanese flounder) is the source of this 2199-nucleotide messenger RNA. The record is from RefSeq and is a predicted model, not a curated record. Lineage: Eukaryota; Metazoa; Chordata; Actinopteri; Pleuronectiformes; Paralichthyidae.